Molecule: messenger RNA, 1313 nt
Organism: Sphaerulina musiva SO2202
Lineage: Eukaryota; Fungi; Ascomycota; Dothideomycetes; Mycosphaerellales; Mycosphaerellaceae
Product: Ribokinase-like protein
Exons: 5
Coding region: 20-1054 (344 amino acids)
Biological process (GO): purine ribonucleoside salvage
Cellular component (GO): nucleus; cytosol
Molecular function (GO): adenosine kinase activity
Source: RefSeq, a predicted model, not a curated record
CUGACCGCCGCCAUCAAACAUGUCGUCCGAUCACGUUUACGAGCUGCUCGCUCUCGAGAACCCGCUUCUCGACAUCCAAGGCCAAGGAGAUGAUGCACUCCUUGAGCAAUAUGGCCUCAAGGCUAAUGACGCCAUCCUCGCCGACAAGCAACACCUGACAUUGUACGAGGAGCUGAUCAAGAACCGCAAUGCGAAGCUGUUGGCAGGUGGAGCCGCUCAGAAUACUGCAAGAGGAGCACAGUACCUGCUCAAGCCCGAUUCCGUAGUCUUCUUCGGCUGCGUCGGCAACGACAAAUACGCCGAAAUUCUCCAGGACGCCAACAAGCAGGCCGGUCUCGCUGUUCGCUACCGAUAUGACGAAAAGGAGCCAACUGGACGUUGUGGUGUCAUCAUCACCGGCCACAACCGAAGCAUGGUCACCGAUCUUGCCGCAGCGAAUGCCUACAAGAUUGAGCAUUUGGAGGAGAACUGGGGUGUCGCAGAAAAAGCAAAAGCCUACUUCGUGGGUGGAUACCAUCUGACAGUCUGCGUCCCAGCUGUCCUGAAGCUUGGCGAGGAAGCUGCGAAGUCGAACAAGCCGUUCAUUCUGUCGCUCUCGGCGCCGUUCAUCUGCCAGUUCUUCAAAGAACCUCUGGACCAAACGGCUCCAUACUGGGAUUACGUUGUUGGAAAUGAGACCGAAGCCAUGGCCUAUGCUGACUCGCACGAUCUGAACACUCACGAUAUUCCAACCAUUGCCAAGGCACUCGCCAACCUGCCAAAGAAGAACACUCAGCGAAAGCGAGUGGCCAUUAUCACUCAGGGAACAGGACCUACCGUUGUUGCGGUGCAGGACGAGGGUGAUGCCAAGAGCUACCCGGUACAUCCGAUUGACAAGAGUGAGAUUGUUGAUACCACAGGCGCUGGCGAUGCCUUUGCUGGUGGUUUCGUUGCUGGCAUCGUCAAGGGCGAGAAGCUCGACACAUGCGUUGACAUGGGCCAGUGGCUUGCCGCGUUGAGCCUGCGCGAGCUGGGACCUGCAUACCCAUACCCUAAGCAGACAUACGGUGCUUAGAUGUGCCAACUAAGAUUGAGCCUUUGGGGGGAAGUAGGCCUGGCGUUUCAACAACUUUCAACAAUUUCUGUCGCAUUAGUGAUACCCAUACCUCCCAUCCUCCACGAUGUGAGAUGCUUAAAAGUCUGGCAGGAUUGCACCAUGGGCGUGCAAUUGGCAAAGUAGUGCACACCGUAGUGCGCGAGUCGUUCAUAGUCAUAUAGACACUGCCACUAGAGGUGUCGAUCGCGUCCAGUUGAUCCCGCGUGCAAUAGAUGGG